Molecule: messenger RNA, 1428 nt
Organism: Lichtheimia ornata
Lineage: Eukaryota; Fungi; Mucoromycota; Mucoromycetes; Mucorales; Lichtheimiaceae
Exons: 2
Coding region: 1-1428 (475 amino acids)
Source: RefSeq, a predicted model, not a curated record
AUGCUUUAUUUAACCAAUGAUCUGGGGUUGUUGCCCUUCUUUUUGCCACUGGGUGUGAUUGGUGCAUACCGUUAUCUUUGGUAUCUCAUCCGUAUCAUUGCAUGGCUUACAUACAGCCCACGACGACCACGAGCAAACCCAACAUACAAUGCUGAACAAGAUGUCACUAUCAUUGUACCAACUAUCGACGCCGGUGAAGAAUUCAAGAUUGCAGCACGAAGUUGGCUAGCUUGUAAACCAAAAGAGAUCAUUAUUAUUACAGAGACAAAAAUGCUGGGACCACUUCAGGAACUCGCCAACGAGGUUGACCCAUCUAAAAUUCGUGUCCUCACCGUACCCAGAGCCAACAAACGACUUCAAAUGGUUGCCGGUGUAAAUGCAACCACAACUGAAAUCCUUGUAUUUGCUGAUGACGAUGCGAUCUGGAAGCCAACAAUGCUCGAUUAUAUCCUUGCAUGCUUUGAAGAUAUGAAGAUGGGUGGUGUGGGUACCAGCCAAAAGGUGCACGCUGUUAAUCCUAAUGGACGCCAAACGAUGUGGGAAAUCUUGGCAGGUUUUCGAUUAACCAGUCGUAACAUUGAAAUUGCUGCAUCCACGCAUAUCGAUGGUGGUAUUUGCUGCUUGUCAGGUCGCACAGCUGCUUAUCGUACACUUAUCCUCAAGGAUCCUGCUUUCCAAUAUUGCUUCACCAAUGAUUUAUGGGUCGGCAAGUAUCCAUUGAACUCUGGUGAUGAUAAGUUCCUUACGAGAUGGAUGGUGUCUCAUGGAUGGAAUACGUAUGCACAAAUCUGCAAUGAAGCCGAGCUUGAUUCAACAUUUAAAAACAACUGGCGAUUCCUCAAACAAGUACUGCGAUGGACCCGUAACACGUGGCGAUCCGAUUUUCGCUCCCUGUUUAUGGAGAGAUACAUUUGGACACGCCAUCCCUAUGUUGCCUUUACCAUGGUGGACAAGAUCUUUAAUCCUUUCACGCUUCUCGUUGGCCCGGUGUUGGUCACCAUUUUUGCUGUCAAGCAAACAGUCUUCAUCCCUCAAGAAAUGAAUCCCUUGCCAGGAUGGAACAUUGCUGUAUCAUACAUUUGUUGGUUAUUGCUUACUCGAUUCGUCAAGCUGCUACCACACUUUUUACGUCGACCACAAGAUGUUUGGGUGAUCCCAGCGUGGCUCAUUUUCAACUAUUACUUUGCCAUCAUGAAAAUCUACGCCUUAUUUACAUUGCACGAGGUUGGUUGGGGUACGCGUGCUGGUGUAGGCACUGAAUUGGCUGCCAAUAUCAAGGAAGAUCCACAAGAAGAUGAUCAUCAUCCUGAAGUCAAGAUUGAGAUGGCUGAAAUGCAACAUCAACAGCAACAACCAUACGACCCAGCUCAUCAACAACAAGGAUACCAGCAUCAACAAGGAGGGGUGCACAAUGACAAGCAAUGGUGA